Messenger RNA from Neomonachus schauinslandi (Hawaiian monk seal), 3525 nucleotides. It is a transcript of the gene PON3, whose product is annotated as paraoxonase 3. The transcript has 9 exons. Gene Ontology annotation, molecular function: arylesterase activity. The coding region runs from base 264 to 1460 and encodes 398 amino acids. Gene Ontology annotation, cellular component: extracellular region. The record is from RefSeq and is a predicted model, not a curated record. Lineage: Eukaryota; Metazoa; Chordata; Mammalia; Carnivora; Phocidae.
AAGAAAGAAAGAAAGAAAGAAAGAAAGAAAGAAAGAAAGAAAGAAAAAGAAAAAAGGAAAGAAAAGAAAAAGUAGCCUUGGCCAAUAUGCUUCCUAGCACAUGGAGGAGGUGUGUGCUGCUGGCUAGAAACAGAAGGAACUGGGGACAAGCUGCUUCCUGACUUUUGUUCUCAAAAACCCGAGCUCCUUCAGAAGGUUCUGAUGGACAAAGGAUAAGAAUAUGUGGAUUUUUUGAAUAACAGGGAUCCUUUCCCCGCUGCCUGAUGGCAUUCUGGGGAUGGAGCAGGACCCCUGAAAGAAUGGCUGCAAGGUGUCUUCAGGGAGGCUGGAUCCUUUGCACUGUGUGUCGCAGCCCAAGCACAGAUCAUGUGCCCAUCCAGGACCUGGAAGUGGCAGAGCUUCGUAAAUUAAAAGGAACACACGGGCUUGACAAAAAUGGCUCUGAAGAUAUUGAUAUACUUCCUAGUGGGCUGGCUUUUAUCUCCAGCGGAUUAAAAUAUCCAGGCAUGCCAAACUUUGCACCCAAUGAGCCAGGACAGAUUUUCUUGAUAGAUCUGAAUGAGCCAAACCCAAGGGUCCAGGCACUAAACAUCAGUGAUGGUUUCGACAAAGCAUCAUUUAAUCCACACGGAAUCAGUACUUUCAUUGAUGAAGACCAUACUGUGUAUCUUUAUGUUGUGAAUCAUCCCCACAUGAAGUCCACGGUGGAGAAAUUUAAAUUUGAGGAAAAACAACGUUCUCUUGUACACCUGAAAACUAUAAAACAUGAACUUCUCAAAAGCCUUAAUGACAUUGUGGUUCUUGGACCAGAACAGUUUUAUGCCACGAGAGACCACUACUUCACCAACUUCUUCUUGGUACUAUUAGAGAUUAUCAUGGAUCUUCGUUGGACUUAUGUUGUUUUCUACAGUCCAGGAGAGGUCAAAGUGGCAGCCAAAGGAUUUAGUUCUGCCAAUGGGAUCACAGUCUCACUAGACAAAAAGUAUAUCUAUGCAGCUGAUGUAACUGCUCAGAACAUUCAUGUACUGAAAAAACAUGAGAACUGGGAUUUAACUCAAGUGAAGGUAAUACAUCUGGGCACCUUAGUGGAUAACUUAACUGUGGAUCCGGACACCGGAGAUAUUUGGGCAGGAUGCCAUCCCAAUGGCAUGAAGCUGCUGAUCUAUAACCCUGAGGAUCCUCCAGGGUCCGAAGUACUUCGCAUCAGGAACGUUUUGUCUGAGAAGCCUAAAAUCAGCACCGAGUAUGGCAAUAACGGCUCCGUGAUUCAGGGAAGCUCCGUGGCUGCUGUGUACCACGGAAAACUGCUCAUAGUUCUUAGGAGAGUGAUUGAUGGGACAGCUUCCCUUGAUGGGGCCAUUCAGAGACAUCACUGGUCAGGAUCUUGCAGGAAAGAGAAGACACACUCAAACAAGGCUAUUGAAGGAAACUCUUUAAGGGGACUAUUGACACAAGAGUAAGAAGGUUAAGGGAAACGAACAAGGUACAAUAAAACACCCCAGUGCUAGCAACGGAGAGGGAGAGAUGGGGAGUGAGGGUGGGGGAGGCGAAGGACUCUUUCUAACUCUAGGUUUGAAGGAACAAGGUGUCAAAGCAGCUACUAAAAUCAGAAGAGAAUAACUAAAGUAGAGACCAUUGCAAAAGAUGCUGUGGCCAUUGGUAGAAGGAGGCAACCACCCUGUGACAACUCAGCAGAGAGAAACAGAGGAAAUAAUGAUCUUGACUUAACUCCCCUUCACCCUCCCAACUAGAAGACAGAAGACAAGGGAGCUAUUAAUGGAGCCCAUAAAGCCUCCAGGAUGCAGAGCAAUGGGGAGUUGCAUAGAGAGUGGAUCUUGAGCAUCAUGUUGCUAAACCAUUGUUCCCAAGGAGAUUGUAGUUAUCUGCAUGGUGAAAGCUAGGUCACCACCACAGCUGUGUCCAUCAAACUGGAAAGAGAAAGAGGAGAGAGGAUGUCAAGGAGAAAUACCCGGUGUCUUAAGACCCAGGACUAGAAAUGGUAGUCAUUACUUCUUCUCCCUUACUAAUAGUAGGAACUAAUCACGUGGCCACAUGUAACUAACAACAAGGAAAAUUGAGUGAUGUUAUAUGACUGGAGAGGCAUAUGUUCCAUGAGAAAGGAAGAAUACAUUUUAGGGAACAAUUACUAAUCUGGGCCAUGGUCCACCCUCCAGCCACUAAAUAUCCCUCUGCACCCUUCUCCCUUGCCAAGGAACAUAAACUAAAUUUUUAUCCAAUUUCUGUAUCCAGCUCAAAGCACAGGACCUUUCUGGGUGAUGUUUUGACCUCUGCAUUAGGUCCAUAUAUGGCUGCAUGUGGCAGCCCAGAAAAUAAAAUUAUUGCCCCAUACACACAUCCAAUUACAAUGAUUGAGUAUGAACUAAAACACUCCUAGUGAAAGAAAGGAGGACUGGAAAUACACUCAGCUCUGGAACAAGGAGAUUAUCCCACCAGAGAGGAGUUGAGAGGAUGCCCUGUCUUGGCAGUGAUGUACUUUCCUGUGUUCUCUGUUAUUCCAAAUUUCGCCCCUUGGGAAUGUGUCCUAGUGCUUUAUGCUUUGAGGCCAUAUCUGAAGUGGAUCUUGGAAAGACUGUAAUUUUAGUAGCCCCCUUCCUACAGGUAUUGGUUUGAGAGUCUGAGGACAUUUUCAGGCCAGGCUUUUGGUUGCUUUUGAAAUGUAAGUAUCUAAGAAACCCGAUAGGCUUCUGCCUCUGUUUUCAUUCAGUGCCAUGUGCCAACAACAACACGCUCAGAUUUCUUUUUGGAACAUUGUUUUUAAGCCCGCUUUACUUGCUGGUUUCCAUGUCUAUCCAUUGCUCUCAUUUAUAUGCUGUCUCCUUUGAGGCAAUCUGAAUAAUGGGUAAAAUGAGGCCAUACAUUAAUAUAAUCUUCCACAGUACUAGAUCCCUUAGCUUUCCUAAUUGGGAAAAGCUACGAGUUAUAGCAAUCCUACCUCCUGCUGUUGGUGCACAGAACCAAAUUUCUAGACCUUCUCAAUAGUCUUCUGCUUUAUGUCCACUAGUUUCUACCUGAGCACAUAUUUUCUUACUCUCCUCUAUUACAAACAUCAAAGAACAACCAACACACAUCAAUAUUCUUGUUACUCUGUGGUUAAGGGGCCAGCCUUUCAGAUGACUGCAGGAGACAGUUUUAUUAUACAUUUUUGUGAUGACAUUAUAAGGGUCUCUGAUUUUGCAGCCUGUGAUAUCUGUUUCCUCAACUCUAGUCUAACCACAUAUUUAAAAUUAUUCUUAGAAACCCAUUUCUAGGUUCAAAUUUCUAUAUUUCUAAGGUCAUGUUAAGCUAUUAUAACAAAGGGACCCCAAAUAUACUGGCUUAAAGAAUACAGACAUUGCUAAAAGGUAGUCCAACAUAGUGGGUGAGAGCACAGAUUGGGGAAUCCAAUUUUCUGGAUUUGAAUCCCAGUUCAGUUGCUUACUAACUGUGCAACCCUGGUCUUGUCUGAGUCUCAGUUUUAUUAUCUUUAAAACUAAGGUAAUGGGGGGGGGGCACCUGGGUGGCUCA